Molecule: messenger RNA, 1732 nt
Organism: Cylas formicarius (sweet potato weevil)
Lineage: Eukaryota; Metazoa; Arthropoda; Insecta; Coleoptera; Brentidae
Gene: Dic1
Product: mitochondrial dicarboxylate carrier
Exons: 4
Coding region: 283-1155 (290 amino acids)
Biological process (GO): oxaloacetate transport; phosphate ion transmembrane transport; thiosulfate transport
Molecular function (GO): succinate transmembrane transporter activity; malate transmembrane transporter activity; sulfate transmembrane transporter activity
Source: RefSeq, a predicted model, not a curated record
CCGCCUAAAAUCGAAAAAUUGCCGCCGAUUAUUACGCGAAGCGUAAUUUUGGCAGGGAGCAGUGUAAUUUUGCGUUAAUCGACAUCGAGACUGACCAAAACGCGCGUUAACCUUGAUUCGCGAUUACAGCAAUCAAAAUUAUGUCACGACGAGGUUACAUGACAAGCGCUAUCGAUUUUUAGACAGCGCGAUGUCGGUUCCCGGCAGACUUUUUUUUUGAAAUAAACGCGGGCUCUAAUUAUACCUUGCACUUUACCGCCAAAUUAUUGUGCCGGGCUAACGAUGGCGUCGCUACGGGAGAAACGAGCGGCCAGGUGGUAUUUUGGCGGUAUGGCGUCGGCGGGCGCCGCGUGCUGCACCCACCCCCUGGAUUUGUUGAAGGUGCUUCUGCAGACGCAACAGGAGGGAAAAACUUCUCUCGUUAAACUAACCGUCAACAUAGUACGCAAACAGGGCAUCCUAGCUCUGUAUAACGGCCUUUCCGCGUCCCUGUGCCGUCAGCUGACGUACUCGACGACCCGUUUCGGGAUUUACGAGGUAGUCAAGCAAAAUUAUAAAACCGACUCGUUCGGUACGAAAGUUUUGGUGGCCGGGAUGGCGGGCGCGGCCGGAGGCUUCGUCGGCACGCCCGCGGACAUGGUCAACGUGCGGAUGCAAAACGAUAUCAAGUUGCCAUUGGAGAAACGGCGAAACUACAAGCACGCCAUAGACGGAUUGUUCAGGGUGUUCAAGGACGAGGGAAUCGCAAAACUGUUUUCGGGCGCGACAAUGGCGACGUCCAGGGCCGUAUUGAUGACGAUCGGGCAGCUGUCGUUCUACGACCAAAUCAAACUAAUACUGUUGAAAACCGGAUACUUCGGCGAUAAUCUGUCUACGCAUUUUCUUUCCAGCCUUUCCGCGGGCGCUAUCGCCACGUCCCUAACUCAACCGCUGGACGUGUUGAAAACGAGGUCGAUGAACGCCAGACCUGGCGAGUUCGCCAGCCUCUGGUCUCUGGUGGUUUACACUGCUCGAUUGGGUCCGUUGGGUUUUUUUAAGGGAUACUUGCCGGCGUUCGUCCGAUUGGCUCCCCAAACGAUACUCACCUUUGUUUUUUUGGAGCAGCUGAGGUUGAACUUUGGUUUUCUACCCCACGCCGUCCCCGAAGUAGCUUAAAUUAGAUCGAUGUUUGCCGUGUUUGCUUCACAACGAAGCUAGAUAAUUGAAAAAGGAUAUUAUAUUUAUUUUUAAACUAUUGAGUUUUCUAGGGGCAACUGAACUAACCGGAAUUUGGGCUAGAUUGGUAAUAAUUUCGUUUAAUUGUAAGCGAUUGACGACAUUUCAACGGAAUGUCAAAAGUGGCGUUAACGAUGAUGCUUCAUGUAGGUACAAUUUACGAGGUUGCAUAAUUGUUUAGGGCUUUAUUUUGGAAUGCGUUGACCUGUGUUCACCUGCAAUCGACAAUACUCUACACGACUGUUGUUAACCGUGCUCAACAAUGUAUAAAUGUUUUUUUAGGUUAAGUUUAUUUUAUUUUGCGCAUACAGGGUGAUCGUUAUGAAAUUGCAACGUUGGAAGUCUAAAAACUCUAUUUGUUAUCGUUUAAUCAUUCCUUUUUUGUACGUGUUUGUUAACAUUUUUAUUGGUAUUACUUUGAGUUGUUUAAAAAACACGCUCUGUAUGUGACCCCGUCUGACGCGGAAACAAAUGCGAAAUAAAUAUUUUUGGAAUCUGGCGUCCGCGUUUUGCAACU